Molecule: messenger RNA, 2926 nt
Organism: Purpureocillium takamizusanense
Lineage: Eukaryota; Fungi; Ascomycota; Sordariomycetes; Hypocreales; Ophiocordycipitaceae
Exons: 2
Coding region: 610-2763 (717 amino acids)
Cellular component (GO): nucleus; cytoplasm
Molecular function (GO): protein binding
Source: RefSeq, a predicted model, not a curated record
CCAUCUCUCCCCAGGCAGCCAGCCGCAGCCUCAUCGCAGACAGCCUCAUCCGCCGCCAUCCCGUUGUCCAAGCCCAAAGUUCUAAACGGGAAUGCCGCCAGGCCCAACGUCGGUUGGCCCCUCCCACGGGCCCUUGCUUGGGAUGCGAUGCACACCAUUCCCGGCACCCCGCUCCCGUCUGGCUUGCUUGCUUGCUUGCUUCUUCUCCUACGUUUUGCGACUCUUCGAUGCUUCUCGCGAGUGGAGGCCGCUGGCCGGGGUAUGACCAUCUCCCCGUGCCUGUGACAUGUGUCCCGGCCACCGGUUAGUAGACUAUGGCGAAGCACCCUUUGGCCCCCAUGGCCGGCCGUCCGCAAGGGCCUCUCUCGACGUCCUAUGACGAUGUAGCUUGCUGCGUUGCCUACUCGUUCUCCAGGGUGUGCAAGUAAGCCUUGAUCCAUUGGCCAACAAGCAGAAGCUUCCUUAAAGACAGGCCAAGCCCCCAGUUCGUCGACUUGCCGAUCCAUACAUACGUCCUUUGCACGUAUGGUCGCCAGUCGCGAGGUUCUCACCUCGUCUGCGCUGGACCACUCGAACCUCAUAUUAGCCGCCCGUUGUUGAGCUGAGACAAUGGACCAAGCAACCCUGCCGAAGCUGACCAUCCCGGCGUCGUCCGCCUCGCCGUCUGCCGCCAGCGCCAACACGCAGACCGGCCGGCCUCCGCUAUGGACCAAGUCGGCUCAGCGCAAGAUGACGCGCCUCUACGUCUAUACCACGUUGCCGCUCGACACCAUCGUCAAGCUCGUUCACUGUCAGACGCCCGAGUUGGCGCCUGGCAUCGACUCAGCAAACAAGAAGCUAAACGCAUUGCUCGACAAAGAGCCCCGAUGGCUUCACCCGCGCACUCGGGCUGACAUGGGCCGCCGUAUCGCGCAGCUCUCCAACUCGCCAUCCAGACUCGCCUCGGCGUCGGCUGCGGCAUCGGACAUAGCAUCCCCACAGACCGACAACGACCAUGUCCGACUGUCUCCCAGCCCAGCUGGUAUCAAACUCGAGGCCAGCGCGAGCCCCAUGCCGUGGGACCUGUCACCUAUCAACCAUGGCCAGUCCAUCAGCCCUGCCCAGCACCAACACCAGCGUACACCUAGCGCCCAGAUCUUCGCGGCGGCAUCCCCAAUGCGAGCGAGCGGCGGUGCCCAUGCACCCGACACGGAUGCUUUAGACGAAGUCGCCUUCGGCUCUUUUCUUCGUCGUACUACCUGCCUCUCCUCCUCUACUGAUUGCACCACUGGUUCCUUCCAUCGUGUCCUGUCGGACUACACUGAGCCAUAUAUACGGACCGUCAAGAGACUCGUCAAGCGUUUCACCGCUCCAAUGAGCAACAGAUUCAGCAUAUCGCCCGUCUCGGCUGGGAUAACCCCGCGACAUCCAUGGCUAGAUGAUCAUCAAGGCCCACGGACCUUUGACGGCGAACCACACCCGCUCCCCGGCGAUUUCCUCUGGAUGGACAUGUGUCAGCAGGAGAACGCGCUCGAUUUUGCCCUGGAAUCCCAUCAACAGAUGCAGUGUAACUGCCUAUUCACCUUCGAAACAUAUUCGUCGCCAUGGAUGACGAUACUGGACCUGACGCGCGUCGGUCAACGCAUCUUGACUUCGGGGCCUAUUCGUGCCGAUAUCAGCCAGCGUGACUCCGCAGGCAACACCGUUCUGCAUUUUCUGGCUGCUCGCGGGCCGUUCGAACUUCUUAUUCAAGUCCUCCGAAGCGACAUGUGCCAACCCAUCCUCGAUGCCAGAAACUCGGGCGGCCAAACAUUCCUCCAUACCAUUCGUCGUGCCGAGCUCCAAAAUCUGGGACGGCUUCUCCGCCUCCUCGAAGUUGUGUUUGAGAAGGGCGCCGACAUAUACGCGCAGGACGUCUAUGGGCGCAACUUCUUCCACAUCUUGCACUUUGAGCACAUCGACAAUGAUGUCAUGGACUUGAUAAUGCAGGGCUACGAGGCGUCUAGGUACCGCAAAAGGGACGCGUUCGGCAUAGUGCCCCAGUCGCCGGGCGAAAUGGAGUUCGAUGAUCAUCGGACUGGCCGCACAUACGCACAUAACAAUGAUCUUGCCUUUGCAGAGGAAGGGCGUCUUUUGCAACACGUUUCCAAGGCACAGGAGAACCCCUGGUUGGAGAACGGAGGCGGUGGCAACGGCCUUCAUUCCCUCGCCAUGGCUACGCUAAGCAAUGCAAGUGUCUUACGGAAGUACCACCUGGUUGAAGACAGCCAUGAGGCACUGACUCCAUUCUCGCACAACUUUGACAACUCCCUUGACUCGUCAGAGCCAAGGCUGCGUUUUCGCCUCCAGCUCGUGACUGCGCUGCUCGACGCUGGAGUCGAUGUCAACCAGUACGACAAGAACGGCAAUACACCGCUCAUGGUAUUUGCUGCCGAACUUCCGGAAGAGAACGAUUAUAAGACUGGGCCAAAGAUCAUCGACGAACUUAUACGCAGGGGUGCCAACGUCCGGGCAAGGAAUCGAGCCGGCGAGACAGCUCUGCACAUCGCAGUACGGUGUGGGCGGAAGCUAGCGAUGAAGGCGCUCGUGAAACACGAAGCCAACGUCCAUGCCAAGGACGCCGAUGACCGAAGCGUCCUCGAUGUUGCAGAUGCCAAGAUGAUGAACGCCCGACACGAUGAUCCAAGCGAAUACGCGCACUAUGAGGCAUGUCGCGCCUGGCUCAGCAGCAUCAGGGGGCUCGCGGUGCAGAGGCCGACCGUCACCGAGGAAUGGGGGCUAUGACGAAAAUUUCAGGGACGGGACCAUGGCCAACCUUACUCAUUUAAGCGGCGUUUUACGGUGGUUAUAUAGAUGGGUGGCAAGUGCCCAAGAUACCCCCCGGACAGCAUAGAUAGACUACAUAGAAGGAGUUGCAUUCUACAUGAAUACGUACAAUGUCUCUACG